AUGCCUCCCAAACGAGUACACCGAACCGAUCAAUAUAUCCCUCUAGAGUCGUUUGACCUGCACGACAAGCCCAAGGCAGCGCUUAUAUCCCUCGUGCGCAAUCAGGAGAUUGACGGGAUCGAAAUGUCGAUGCGCCAGCUCGAGGCCAGGUUCAACCACAAACACAACUACCCCUGGAUCUUCUUCAACGACGUGCCCUUUGACGACGACUUCAAAGCCCGCACGCAAAACCUCACGGCGUCGGAGUGCCAAUACGUGCAUAUCCCGAAGGAGCACUGGUCGCUGCCGCACUGGGUUGAUCAGGAGCGGUUUGCGGCGUCGUUGGAGUAUUUGGGCGCAAUCGGGGUUGGCAAAGGAUGGAUGAUCUCUUAUCGCCACAUGUGUCGCUGGAACUCGGGGUUCUUUUACAAGCACCCGAUUCUCGACGACUAUGACUAUUAUUGGCGAGUGGAGCCCGACGUGCACUUCUUUUGCGAUCUGGAGUAUGACCCGUUUGCCUUCAUGGCCGAGAACGGUCUCAAGUAUGGAUUCAACAUGAACAUUCUCGACGACGCGCGCUCAUUCCCUUCACUCUGGCGGCAAACAAAGGAGUUCAUGGCGGAGUACCCUGACCUGAUUCAUCCGGACGCUGAUCUUUCGUGGCUGCGCGACCCGCGGAACAGCCAGGAAUACAACAAUUGCCAGUUCUUUAGUAACUUUGAGAUCGGUUCCCUUGAUUUCUUCCGCAGCAGUACCUAUAACGCAUACUUUGACUUCGUCGACCGCAAAGGCGGCUUCUUCUACGAACGGUUCGGCGACGCCCCGCUGCAUACCCUCGCCAUCGCGCUGUUCAUGGCCAAGAACGAGACGCAUUUCUUCCGCGAUAUAGGAUACCAGCAUGACAUCAACCGGCAAUGCCCGGCAAACCUGGCGGAUAAGUGCUCGUGCGAACCCACGAACUUGGAUGACAAUUUCUACAAGUUGGUGCCGAUGGAGUCGAGGCAGCGGAAGCCGGACGAUACUUGUAUUAGACUAUGGCUGGGUGGGGAGUGGCUUGAGAGGGACGAGGAGACUGGCGCGUAUGUCAAGUCUGGGUUUUCGUAUUAA
Messenger RNA from Myxozyma melibiosi, 1086 nucleotides. Its product is annotated as glycolipid 2-alpha-mannosyltransferase-domain-containing protein. Bases 1 to 1086 code for a protein of 361 amino acids. NCBI's taxonomy places the organism in Eukaryota, Fungi, Ascomycota, Lipomycetes, Lipomycetales, Lipomycetaceae. The record is from RefSeq and is a predicted model, not a curated record. Gene Ontology annotation, cellular component: Golgi apparatus; membrane. Gene Ontology annotation, molecular function: alpha-1,2-mannosyltransferase activity. The transcript has a single exon. Gene Ontology annotation, biological process: cell wall mannoprotein biosynthetic process; protein N-linked glycosylation; protein O-linked glycosylation.